Messenger RNA from Salvia miltiorrhiza (redroot sage), 596 nucleotides. RefSeq names its product histone H3.2. The coding region runs from base 78 to 488 and encodes 136 amino acids. The transcript has a single exon. Gene Ontology annotation, cellular component: nucleosome. NCBI's taxonomy places the organism in Eukaryota, Viridiplantae, Streptophyta, Magnoliopsida, Lamiales, Lamiaceae. The record is from RefSeq and is a predicted model, not a curated record. Gene Ontology annotation, molecular function: protein heterodimerization activity; structural constituent of chromatin; DNA binding.
CUUCCCACUCAUCUCAAAUUCCAAUCGCCGAAAUCCCCAUCUUCUUCCCUUCCAAAUUCCGAACACAAACCCUAGUAAUGGCUCGCACAAAGCAAACCGCCCGCAAAUCUACCGGCGGCAAGGCGCCGCGCAAACAGCUGGCAACUAAAGCCGCCAGGAAAUCCGCUCCGGCGACUGGCGGAGUGAAGAAACCCCACCGCUUCCGCCCCGGCACCGUCGCUCUACGUGAGAUCCGCAAGUAUCAGAAAUCCACCGAGCUCUUGAUCCGGAAGCUCCCGUUCCAGAGGCUUGUUCGCGAGAUAGCGCAGGAUUUCAAAACUGAUCUGAGGUUCCAGAGCUCCGCCGUGGCGGCGCUUCAGGAGGCAGCCGAGGCAUAUCUCGUUGGAUUGUUUGAGGAUACGAAUCUCUGCGCCAUCCAUGCGAAGAGAGUGACGAUUAUGCCCAAGGAUAUCCAGCUUGCCAGGAGAAUUAGGGGUGAGAGGGCCUAAUUGUGAGUUUGAUUUGGGGCUGGAAAAUAUGUGGUUGCAUAGUCUCCGUUUUCUAAUCCGAUGUGUAGUGGUAUUUUAUGUUGAAUGAAAAUCGUUUUUCACAUCUAA